GAUGACAUUGAGGAGUUGCUCUUAUACUUUAAAAAGCUCUCCCUCGAGUCGGCAGUUGCUGAAAAAAAGACCGUGACUUCCUUCCAUCCCGAUUGCAGAUACUGGAAAUCUUGCAAGCUGCCCGAGAUUAAUAACCCUGUAGAAUCAUGAGUGAGAGACAAGGAACUACAGCAGCUGGAGGAAACAGCAAAUCAACCAGUGGAAGAGAUGCUUCCAAGAAGGAUGUCCCAGAGGACUUUGACAUUGACAUGGAUGCUCCGGAGACCGAGAAGGCAGCAGUUGCCAUCCAGUCACAGUUCAGGAAGUUUCAGAAGAAGAAGCAGGAUGUGAAAUCCUAGUCUUGGCCAUCCAGCACUCUUUCUUGUGGAGGAAUAGUUCAGAAUGGGCUUGGUGGUGCAUGUCUAAGAAUUUACAUCAUACGGACUUAAGGGAACGAUGAAAGCAAUUCAGUAAAUUUCCACGUAAUGAAGAAAUGUCAAAAGAAUCUCUAUGUAACCUAUGAUUUAAUUCGUGUAACAAUAAAUUAUAAAGUUCUGAAA
This is a messenger RNA of Erpetoichthys calabaricus (reedfish), 539 nucleotides long. RefSeq names its product Purkinje cell protein 4b (gene pcp4b). Bases 147 to 338 code for a protein of 63 amino acids. Gene Ontology annotation, molecular function: calmodulin binding; calcium ion binding. NCBI's taxonomy places the organism in Eukaryota, Metazoa, Chordata, Cladistia, Polypteriformes, Polypteridae. Gene Ontology annotation, cellular component: cytoplasm. The record is from RefSeq and is a predicted model, not a curated record. The transcript has 3 exons.